CUUGCCGGAAAUAGGUUGAUCAAAGAGCAACUACUUCCGCCUCGGAGCUGCCUGUUUUCCUGACACAUCAAAAAUGACGGCCACCUUGCGGCCCUACCUGAAUGCGGUGCGAGCCACGCUGCAGGCCGCCCUCUGCCUGGAGAACUUCUCCUCUCAGGUGGUGGAGAGACACAACAAGCCCGAAGUGGAAGUACGGAGUAGCAAAGAGCUUCUCCUCCAGCCCGUCGUCAUCAGCCGCAAUGACAAAGAGAAAGUCCUCAUCGAGGGCUCCAUCAACUCAGUCCGAGUCAGCAUCGCCGUCAAGCAGGCCGACGAGAUAGAGAAGAUCCUGUGCCACAAAUUCAUGCGCUUCAUGAUGAUGAGGGCGGAGAACUUCUUCAUCCUGAGGAGGAAACCGGUGGAGGGUUACGACAUCAGCUUCCUGAUCACCAACUUCCACACGGAGCAGAUGUACAAGCACAAGCUGGUUGACUUCGUCAUUCACUUCAUGGAGGAGAUCGACAAGGAGAUCAGCGAGAUGAAGCUGUCAGUCAACUGCCAGAGCUCGCAUCGUUGCUGAGGAGUUCCUAAAAAAUUUCUGAGGUUUCUGAGAUGAAAAGAAAACAUUCCACAAGUUGAUGUAAGAGAAGAUCAGCCAAGAUGACAACUAUAAAUGUACAAAUGUACUUACUGUGCUUCUUAUUAGUACAUUUAUAGUCCUUGUUGAUGUGCACAGACUGAAUUUGUUUACCCUGAUUAUUGAAAGUGUUUGUUUUUAAUAUAUAUUUUAUUGUGCUGUGCUUUUUGUUAUGACCAUGAGACAGUCAAUUGAUCCAUGUUAUGUUUUAUUACAGAGCCCCACCUAUUGUUGAUUGAAAUCAUCCAAAAUAAUAAAUAUACUUGCUGGCAAUGAA
Molecule: messenger RNA, 893 nt
Organism: Phycodurus eques (leafy seadragon)
Lineage: Eukaryota; Metazoa; Chordata; Actinopteri; Syngnathiformes; Syngnathidae
Gene: arpc4
Product: actin related protein 2/3 complex, subunit 4
Exons: 6
Coding region: 74-559 (161 amino acids)
Biological process (GO): Arp2/3 complex-mediated actin nucleation; actin filament polymerization
Cellular component (GO): Arp2/3 protein complex; actin cytoskeleton
Molecular function (GO): actin filament binding
Source: RefSeq, a predicted model, not a curated record